UGUACGAAUGGUGGCUAGCAAGGCAUGACAAAGUAUACAAUGGUUUGGAAGAGAAGGACAAAAGAUUUCAAAUUUUCAAGGAUAAUAUUAUGUUUAUUGAUGAACAUAACUCGGAGAAUCGAACAUACAAGGUGGGAUUGAACCAGUUUGCUGAUCUGACUAAUAAAGAGUACAGGUCCAUGUUCUUGGGUACGAGGUUUGUGAAAUCAAAAAUAGCUAGCCAGCGUUAUGCUAUUCGGGUUGGCGGAAUUUGUUGGUUGGAGAAAGAAAGGAGCCGUUGCUCCGGUUAGAAAUCAAGUUGUGUAAGUAGUUGGGCUUUCUCAACUGUUGCUGCCGUUGAAAGCAUAAACCAGAUAGUUACAGGGGGAACUUGUCCCUCCAUCAGAACAAGAAGUAGACCGUGACAGAAUCAAAAAUUCUGGGUGCAAUGAAGGUCUAAUGGUCUAUGCCUUCCAAUUCAUUAUAGCCAGUGGUGGCAUUGAUUGACACUGAAGAUGAUUACCCCUACAGGGGUAUUGAUGGUAGAUGUGAUCCUGCCCGGGCUAGUGUUUUUCGAGAAAAAUGCCAAGGCUGCUAGCAUAGAUGGUUAUGAAGAUGUACCACCCCGGAAAUGAGAAAGCAUUGCAGAAUGCCGUGGCACAUCAACCAGUGAAUGUUGCUAUUGAAGCCUCCGGACGAGCUUUCCUGCCCUACUCGAAAACUGAGCUGGUGGAGGGAGUUGGGAGUUGGGACUUAGCACGAGAGAUGAAACUUCCAUGACUGGAAAAAAAAUGUGCACACACUUGAGAUGGGCCAACGAUUUCCUUUUUCCAGCAGGCAAAUGGCCCCCACCCCACUAUUUAUAUUUCUUGAUAAAAUGAUAUGCAAUUUUUCUAAUAUUUUUCACGUGUGGAUCAAACAGAUGCUUUAACAAUCUGGCUAAAUGUACACUUUUUUUUACAUUAAGUUUGACAUUGUGCCACUUGUCACACAACAAAUGGUCAGUUUUAAAAUGAAAAACACUUUCUUGCUCAUACAUUUUUGAAUUUUCAAGAAUUUACAAGUAAUGUCAAACUCCAUGUACAACAUGGAGUGUACAUGGGCCAUUAUUCUAAAAAUAGCACACUGUAACUAAAUAUUGACAGAUUUGUUCAAGUUUUCAAGAUUCGUGAGCAAACGCAUCUAAGACACUGAUGCCUUCCAAAUACCGACUCUCUUAACAGGUUAAGUUUUCAACAUGGCAUAAGAGCAUGUUCAUGAAAAUUAUGCAUGAGUUGAGCCAUUGAUUAAAAUACCAAAACGUCAGAGUUCCAGUAUUCAGAUUAAGGUCAUUUGAAGUUAAAUUGACUAUCAAUUCUCAAUUUCAGAUAACAACAGUUCAGGAACCAAAACAAUGUUGAAGAAACGUGAAGAGUUUAUAAUUACGCUUUAAUUAAGAAGGGUCCACCGGGCUGCCCCGUUGGAUUAGAUAGCCAAAAUUCAAACAGCUUUUGGAUAUAUCAAAUCAAAUGGUUGCUGUAUUCAACAAAGAGCUUCUGAGUUGGUACCUCAUCACCCUCAAGCUCAAAGAAACAGUUGAAUCUGGCCUUCAGAAUGCUCAAAGUCCCAGCACCAACAGAUCAAUUGAGUUCCCUGCACAAUCGCACCAAGAACUGCAAAAACAAGAAAAUCUAGUAUGGAAUUCAUUACAAAUAGAGGCCAAGGAUGAAAUCCAGGAUGAUGAAGAUGCCAAGGGCCCCACUUCACCGGAAUCCGAGUGGGUGAUCAGCAUCAAAGAAAAACUCAAUCAAGCACACCAAGAGGAUGCAGCUGCCUCGUGGGCAAAGCUCUGCAUCUAUAGGGUUCCCCAGUGCCUCCGGGAAGGAGAUGACAAGGCCUACAUUCCACAGAUUGUCUCGCUGGGCCCUUAUCACCAUGGCAGGAGGCGUCUACGCAACAUGGACCACCAUAAAUGGCGCGCCCUUUAUCACAUUCUUAAGCGUACCAAUCAAGACAUAAAACAGUAUCUUGAUGCAGUUAAAGAACUCGAGGAAAAGGCACGUUCUUGUUAUGAAGGAUCUAUAAAACUUGGUAGCAAUGAGUUUGUCGAAAUGAUGGUGCUCGAUGGCUGCUUCAUUCUUGAGCUCUUCCGUGGCGUUGCUGGGGGAUUUACACACCUUGGUUACUCUAGAAAUGAUCCAAUAUUUGCUAUGCGCGGUUCAAUGCACUCAAUUCUACGUGAUAUGAUCAUGCUUGAAAAUCAGAUCCCUCUAUUAAUACUUGAUCGAUUAUUAGGCCUUCAGAUAGGAAAUCCAGAUCAGCAAGGGAUGGUGGCUAAGUUGGCAUUGAGGUUUUUUGAUCCGUUAAUGCCAACGGACGAACCAUUGACAAAGAGUGACAGAAACAAAUUGGAGUCGUCUAUUGGAAACUCGAACACCUUUGAUCCAUUAACGGACCAAGGUGGGCUACAUUGUUUGGAAGUUUUCAGGCGAAGUCUUCUGGUGAUGCGCGCAGGGCCUAAACCAACUCCGAGAAUUUGGAUCAAAAAAUGGUCACACACUAAUCGAGUAGCAGAUAAACGAAAACAGCAAUUGAUUCAUUGUGUCACUGAGCUAAAAGAUGCAGGGAUCAAAUUCAAGAAAGGCAAAACGGAUCGAUUCUGGGACAUUAAGUUCAAGAAAGGAAUUCUUAAGAUUCCUCGUCUCUUAAUCCACGAUGGUACUAAAUCACUCUUCCUUAAUCUUAUAGCAUUUGAGCAAUGCCAUUUGGAUUGCACGAAUGACAUAACAUCAUACAUAAUUUUCAUGGAUAACUUGAUUGAUUCGGCUGAGGAUGUGAGUUAUUUACACUAUUGUGGAAUAAUUGAACAUUGGCUUGGGAGUGAUGCAGAAGUUGCGGAAUUGUUCAAUCGCCUUUGUCAAGAAGUCGUUUUUGACAUGAAUGAUAGUUAUCUUUCGAGGCUGUCAGAACAAGUUAACAAAUACUAUGACCACAGAUGGAAUGCUUGGAGGGCUAGUCUUAAACAUAGAUAUUUCAACAGUCCAUGGACGAUAAUUUCGUUCAUAGCUGCUGUCUUUUUGCUGCUGAUGACCUUGGCGCAAACAUUUUACGGGAUUUAUGGAUAUUAUAGACCCAGUUCUUGAGUACACUUUACUCCUAGGUUCACGUUUUGCAAAACAUACUGAUACAAUGUUGAAUUGUCUGUUUGAGGUUUUCUUUGUACACGGUGCUUUUGUCGAAUUGGACAGGCAUCAAGUUUUGAUUUGAGCUUGUUGUAAUCGAGUUAAAUUCUAUAAUUUAUAAGUUGGUGUGACCUGGAUCCACCCAAUUACUUUGAACAA
Messenger RNA from Olea europaea var. sylvestris, 3299 nucleotides. RefSeq names its product UPF0481 protein At3g47200. The transcript is spliced from 6 exons. The record is from RefSeq and is a predicted model, not a curated record. The coding region runs from base 1488 to 3101 and encodes 537 amino acids. NCBI's taxonomy places the organism in Eukaryota, Viridiplantae, Streptophyta, Magnoliopsida, Lamiales, Oleaceae.